AUGACGUCUACAGUGGCCCGAGAGUCAAUGUUGGCACCGCCACCAAGUGAAUUGGAUAGUGAAGGUUCAAGUUGUGGUGAAGAUAGUAGAAAAAGAUUACGAGAUGAUGGUAAUUAUCCAAAAAAACGUAGAAAGCAAACAACACCAGUGAGAUUUCCAAUAACAUUUGAAACACAAAAUUCACAAUUUAAUGAUAAUAACGAUGACAAUGAUGAUGUAGAUGAUGUAGAUGAUGUGGAUGAGAUAGAUGAUGAUGAUGAUAAUAACAACGAUGAUAAUAUGGAUAAUAAUGAUAAUGAAAAUUUAAAUACCGAAUAUCGUUGUCAAUAUUGUGGUCGUGAUUUUGAUGAUAAUAAUUAUUUAUCACAUCAUUUAAUAAAUGAACAUGGUAUAAAUACUACAACACAAUUAUCAAGUCCAACAUUACAAGAUAAUGUACGUGUUAAAAUUGAAAAUCAACAACAACAAAAUCAACAAGAUGACAAUGAAACACCUGUUAAUUUAUCUGGUAUAAGUAUUAAAAAUUUUUCAACAUCAUCAUGGCUAACAAAUCAUGGACAAGAUAAUGAUUGGUCAAAUCAAAAUCAAUUAACAACAACAACAUUGCCACCAAAUCAUAUGUCUGGUAUGACAUAUCCAGGUGGAAUUGGACAAUAUUUAACAAUGCCUGGUGGUUAUUCAUUAAAUGAUGCUGGACAAUUACCACGUAUGCCAAUUGGACCAGCACCAAUGAGAAUAUUUAAUCCAGAUGCAUACUGUGAAUUAUGUCAUAAAGAAUUUUGUAAUAAAUAUUUUCUUAAAACUCAUAAAGCAAAUAAACAUGGUAUUUAUACUGAUCCACCAUCAAAUUCAUCUGAAAAUAGUGGCUCAUCUGUAUUUCCAGGUAUACCAUUUUCACUUGGUGGUAUUAAAAUUGAACAAUCACAAUUUCAACAGCAACACCAACAACAACAACAAUUACAAUCAUCAAUAAUUGAUGUAUCAUUAAUGCCAACAAUACCAUGUGAUAUUUGUCAAAAACGUUUUAAAAAUGAUGAAUUACUUAAAAAACAUAAACAACUAAAUCAUACAGAUAUUUUACAAGAUCAACAAUCUGAAUCACAAUCAUUACCAACACCAGAUACAAUGAAUAAUGAUGAUGACGAUGAUCAUGAUGAUGAUGAUCGUGAUAAUGUUAGUAAUAGUCCAAGUGUUAUGGAAUCAUUAUUUAAACAAGAAUUUGGAAUUGAACAAGAAGAUACAAAAUUUAUGCCAGCACCAAGAAAUUUAUCACCUCAAUCAAUACAACAAGCUAAAGAUUCAAAUUUUAAUAUUGAAAAAUUACGUAAACUUGGUAUUUUAAAUACAGAUGCAUUUUGUGAAAUAUGCUGUAAAGAAUAUUGUAAUAAAUAUUUUUUACGUACACAUAAAUUAAAAAGACAUGGUAUAUUAAUACAAGAUGAUGAAAAAUCACCAAAUAAUCCUGGUGCAGCAGCAACAUGGCAUCAAAUACAAACAAGUCCGUUAAAUUUAAUAAUAAGUGAUAGUAAUAAUGAUGAUUCACAAUCAAAUGAUAAAAAUAAUGAAGAAUGGAAAUGUAAAUUAUGUUGUAUUAAAUUUCAAACAAUUGAACUUUAUAAAUUACAUAAAUUUAAAAUUCAUAAUACAAAUAAUGAAUGUGAUAAAUUAAUUAAUAAUAAUGAUGAAGAACGUACUGAUUCAAUAUCAGAAGAUUUACAAAAAUUACAAACAAUGAUAUUACAAUUAAAUGGUAUUGAAUCAAGUAAAUCAUCAACAUGUGGUAUAUGUGGUCGUGAAUGUGAAAAUCAAUUAACACUAAAAACUCAUAUGGAUAUUGAACAUAAUAAUAGUACAAAUGAUGAAAGAUUAUUAUCAUCAUCAUCAUCACCACCAUCAUCACAAACAAUUCAUUCAAAUAUUCAAUUAAUCAAUAAUUCAAAUUAUUAUUGUACAAUUUGUGAAAAAGAUUAUCAAACACAAGAUUUAUUAAGACAACAUAUUAAUGAUGAACAUAAUCAAACAUCAUUAUCAUCAUUAUCAACUAAUAAUAAUAAUAAUAGUAUUAAUAAUACAAUACCACCACCACAAGAUAAAAAAUUAUCAUCAAUGACACCAACUUCAAGUUAUUGUGAAAUAUGUAAUAAAGAAUUGUGUAAUAAAUAUUUUAUGAAAACCCAUAUGCAAAGAAUGCAUGGUAUUGAAAUUGAAAAUGGAUCACAAAUUGGUGGUGUUAUUUGUAAUAUAUGUAAUAAAGAAUUAUGCAGUAAAUAUUUUCUUCGUGUACAUAAACAUAAUACACAUGGUAUUGUUGAUGAAAAUACAACACCAACAAUUAAAAAUCAAGAUAUACAAAUUGAUACAGAUGAUAAUUGUCAAACAUUUAAACAAGAUAAUAUUGGUGAUCUUAGUCAUCGUUAUUUUUUACAUUUUACGGAAAUAUGUCCAAUAUGUAAUACAAGAUUUCGUAGUAUAAAAUGGCUUAAAACACAUUUAAUGAGUGAACAUGGAAGAGCUGGUAUUGAUAAAUGGCAUGAAGUUGAAAAUAAAUAUCAAAAUAUACCAAAAAAUAAAUUUAAUAAUUCAUCAUCAAGUCGUACAAAUAAUAUACAACAAAAUACAAAUUUAAAAAUACCAAAUGGCAUUGAUGUAACACAAACAUCAUUAAAAAAUCCAACAACAACAACAACAACGAUAAAUAAUGAUUACACUGGUAAUAUUAGUAAUCAAGUAUUGACAACAUUAUUUGGUAAUAAUGAUGAACAACAAAAUAAAAAUUAUCGUUGUUCAUAUUGUAGUUUUACAACACCAGUAUUACCAUUUUUAUUUCUUCAUGAAAGAUCACAUACAAGUAAUCAAGAAAAUAUAACAAGUAAUACAGAAAAUAAUUUACAAUGUCCAAUAUGUUCACAAUUAUUUUUACAACCAGAAUUAUUACAUCAUCAUUUAUUAACACGUCAUCAAUUAUCAGGUUUAUUAUCACAAUUUACAAAUAUAUCAUCAUCAUCAAUUGUCAAUCAAAUUGUUGAUAAUAAUCAAGAACGUAAUUGUGAAUUAUUUGAACAACAAAAAACAGAUAAUAAUAAUGAACAAUCAACAAUAUCACAAUUAAAUAAUACAACAACAACAACAACAACAAAAGAUGAUAAUAAUUGUGCUGUUGAAGUUACACCACAAGGUGCAUAUAAAUGUUCACAAUGUGGUUUUGCAACAGCAAAUUUAAAUAGAAUUAAAAAACAUGUUAAAAAAGAUCAUCGUUGUAUUGGUGAUCCAACUGAAUGUGUUAUAUCUGAAUUGAGUAAAACAUUAAAAGAUGUUGCUAAUAAACAAAAAUUACCAGCAAGUUAUGCAAUGCCACAAGAUAUUAAUUUUAAUCCUGAUUUAACUGUUAUGCAACCAUUUAUUAUUGAAGAAAAUGAUUCAUCAACAUGUAUUGAUGAUACUGAUAAUAAAAAAAUAUUUUCAUCAGCAUUGGUCUACUUACCGGUACGUACACGUGUCAAUAGUGUUCUUACGGCUUCCUUCACCCUAAGUCCUGCCUGA
This is a messenger RNA of Aphidius gifuensis, 3540 nucleotides long. RefSeq names its product transcription factor stalky. The record is from RefSeq and is a predicted model, not a curated record. Lineage: Eukaryota; Metazoa; Arthropoda; Insecta; Hymenoptera; Braconidae. Bases 1 to 3540 code for a protein of 1179 amino acids. The transcript has 6 exons.